This is a messenger RNA of Nomia melanderi (Alkali bee), 4171 nucleotides long. It is a transcript of the gene IleRS, whose product is annotated as Isoleucyl-tRNA synthetase. Gene Ontology annotation, biological process: isoleucyl-tRNA aminoacylation. Gene Ontology annotation, molecular function: ATP binding; isoleucine-tRNA ligase activity; aminoacyl-tRNA deacylase activity. The record is from RefSeq and is a predicted model, not a curated record. Lineage: Eukaryota; Metazoa; Arthropoda; Insecta; Hymenoptera; Halictidae.
UCAGUAUCGCAUAUUAUUACCUAUUGCAUACUUCUGUAUUACCUUCUCAAACACACGUGUUGUGUCUUGUAGCACUAACCUCUCUGAGAUAAGAUUACGUAUAAUUUAGUAACGUAUCUUUUACAUAUGACACAUUGAAUCUGUGAAUUACAACACUACCAGCCGGUACCGAAUAAUUCGUGAAGUAGUUGCUGAAAAUUUCCUCAAGAUGAUAGAAAAACUACCGGAAACGAUUAAUUUCCCGAAGGAGGAAGAAGUGAUUUUGGAAUUGUGGAAAAAGUUGGACAUUUUUCACAAUUGUUUGAAGCAAUCUAAAGGAAAACCAAAAUAUGCAUUCUAUGAUGGUCCACCUUUUGCUACCGGGUUACCUCAUUACGGACAUAUACUAGCCGGUACGAUAAAAGACGUUUUAACAAGGUAUGCUCAUCAAUCUGGUUAUCAUGUGGAAAGAAGAUUCGGUUGGGAUACUCAUGGAUUACCUGUCGAAUUUGAAAUAGAUAAAACUCUAGGCAUUAAAGGUCCUGAUGAUAUUGUUAAAAUGGGAAUAGCAAAUUAUAACAAGGAAUGUAGAAAUAUUGUAAUGAGGUAUGCAACAGAAUGGGAAAUCAUAGUGAGCAGAAUUGGUAGAUGGAUAGAUUUCAAGAACGAUUACAAAACUCUUUAUCCUUGGUACAUGGAAUCUAUUUGGUGGAUUUUUAAAGAGUUAUAUAAUAAGGGUCUUGUUUAUCAAGGUGUUAAAGUAAUGCCUUUUUCGACUGGUUGUAAUACACCACUGUCUAAUUUUGAAUCAGGACAAAAUUAUAAAGAAGUUGUUGACCCUUCUGUAGUUGUAUCAUUUCCUUUGGUGGACGAGCCAAAUGUUUUCAUUCUUGCUUGGACCACUACACCUUGGACUUUACCCAGUAAUUUGGCACUUUGUUGCAAUCCUAAUUUUGAAUAUGUAGAAGUUAAGGAUCAUGCUUCUGGUAAUAUCUAUAUUAUAUUAGAAUCAAGUUUAGAACUUAUAUAUAAAUCUAAGGAUUUAUAUACUAUACAAGGUAAAAGAAAAGGAUCUGAUUUAAAGGGAAAGAUGUAUGUACCUCUUUUCCCAUAUUUCCAAAAUUUAAAAGAAAAAGGUGCUUUUAAAGUAUUAAAUGAUACAUAUGUAACUUUAGAGACUGGUACAGGCAUUGUUCAUCAAGCUCCUUAUUUCGGCGAAGAUGAUUAUCGGUGUUGUUUGGCAGCUGGUAUUAUAACAAAAGAUCAAGAAAUCGUAUGUCCUAUUGACAGCUGUGGACGUUUCGUGGAACCAGUUCAUGAUUUUGUUGGGAAAUAUGUGAAAGAUGCUGACAAAGAAAUUGUUAAGUACCUUCAAGCAAAUAAAAGAUUAAUUUAUAAUGGUUCUACUAAACAUAGUUAUCCAUUCUGUUGGCGGUCCGACACUCCAUUAAUUUACAAAGCUGUGCCAUCUUGGUUCAUUAGAGUAGAAGCCAUAAAAGAUAAACUUGUAACAGCAAAUAGUAACACUUACUGGGUGCCGGAUUAUGUUAAAGAAAAACGAUUUGGUAACUGGCUACGGGAUGCCCGUGAUUGGGCUAUCAGUAGAAACCGCUAUUGGGGUAAUCCAAUUCCUUUAUGGAUUUCAGAAGAUGGACAAGAAAUUGUAUGCGUUGGAAGCAUUGCAGAAUUAGAAGAGUUGACAAAUACAAAAGUAACUGACAUUCAUAGGGAAAGUAUAGACCAUUUAACUAUUCCCUCAAAACGACCAGGGCAUCCACCAUUAAAGCGAGUACCGGAAGUCUUUGAUUGUUGGUUCGAAUCUGGUUCCAUGCCAUAUGCACAGAUGCACUAUCCCUUUGAACAUAAAAAAGAAUUUGAGGAUAAUUUCCCAGCAGAUUUUAUUGGAGAAGGUAUCGAUCAAACUCGAGGAUGGUUUUACACUCUUUUAGUUAUAUCGACUGCUCUUUUUGGAAAAGCUCCAUUUAAAAAUCUUGUUGCCAAUGGUUUGAUAUUAGCCUCCGAUGGACAGAAAAUGUCCAAACGCAAAAAAAACUAUCCAGAUCCUAUAGAAAUUGUUGACAAAUAUGGAGCAGAUGCACUUCGUUUAUACUUAAUUAAUUCACCUGUUGUGAGAGCUGAAAAUCUGCGUUUCAAGGAAGAAGGAGUUAGAGAUGUCAUAAAAGAUGUAUUCUUACCUUGGUAUAACGCAUUUAGGUUCUUACUACAAAAUAUUGAAAGAUUUCAAAGAGAAGAAAAGAUUACUUUUGUGUACGACGAUACUAAAGAUAUAUGCUCUAAUAAUAUAAUGGACAGAUGGAUUCUAUCUUUUACUCAAACAUUAUUACAAUUCUUUAAACAAGAAAUGAAAGCUUAUAAAUUAUAUACUGUUGUACCUCACUUGGUGAAAUAUAUAGAUAAUCUUACUAAUUGGUAUGUAAGAAUGAAUAGAAAACGUAUUAAAGGUGAUGGUGGUGUAGUUGAUUGUCAGCAGGCAUUAAAUACUUUAUUUUCUGUUCUUUAUACUAUGAUACGUAUAAAUGCCCCAUUUACUCCAUUCUUAUCUGAAUUUAUGUUUCAAUAUUUAGUAAAAGUACUUCUGCCAUCCAAAAGCAACAUGGACAGUGUUCAUUACCAAAUGAUACCUGAACCUUGUUCACAAUUAAUCAAUGAAAAUAUUGAAAAAGCUGUAUCGUAUAUGCAAACUAUAAUUGAAUUAGGUCGCGUCAUAAGAGAUAGAAAAACAAUCCCUAUUAAAUACCCAUUACCAGAGGUUGUGGUGAUACAUCAAGACGCUGAAGUACUAAAGGAAAUAGUACUGCUAAAAUCAUAUAUUCUUGAGGAACUUAAUGUGAAAGAAUUAACAGUUACUACAGAUAAGCAGAAGUAUGGUGUUACAUUGAGAGCAGAACCAGAUCAUAAAAUACUUGGAGCCCGACUUAAAGGAGAAUUUAAGUCUGUUACCCUAGCUAUUAAAGAACUUUCUGACGAACAGUUACAAACCUUUGUCGAGAAAAAAGAGAUUACUGUACAAGGUCAUAAACUUGGAGAACAAGAUUUACGUUUAAUGUUUAGUUUCACUGGACCAGCUGCUGAACAAUUGUCUAAGCAAUAUGAAGCUCAUAGCGAAGGAAAUGUUUUAAUUCUCUUAGAUGUUACUCCGGAUGAAAGUAUGCAUAAUGAAGGAAUAGCAAGGGAAGUAAUCAAUAGGGUUCAGAAAUUAAGAAAGAAAGCUCAGUUGGUUCCAUCAGAUGAAGCAAUUGCAUAUUAUGAUAUCGAAGAUAAAAAUAGUAAUUUAGCAAAGGUAAUUAUUAGUCACAAAGAAUUUAUUGAAAGUUCAACUAAAACACCCCAAGAAGAUAUGUCCAAGAUGCCAAAUGAAGCAAAUAUAAUUAUAGAAGAAAUGCAGAAAAUUAAGGGAGUGAACAUGAAACUAACUUUAGUAAACACUGGUCAUAAGAUUGAGAAUAAUAAGGCAGUCAUAGAAGAACCAUUAUUAAAGUAUGUAAAUGUUGAAGUUCUGGAUAUAAAACCAAGAUUUGGUGCUACAAGUUCUGUUGGUACUAUUUUAUUAGAAGCUCCAAAAUCAUUAACUCGUAUCUCAUAUGAACAAUUAAAACAAGAAAUUGAGUUACUCUUUGGUAUUUAUGGUUAUCCUUAUGAAAUGUAUAUUGAUACUAAGCUUGUGUCAGAAAUAACUGACAUUUCUUUAUUACACAAACAAACUAUAAAAGUAACAAAAGCAGGAGCAUCUAUAAAUCAAUUGUCAAUAACUUCAACACAUCCAGUUUGUAAAUUUGUUAAUGUCAGUGGCACUAAAGAAAAAGGUACUAUCCUUUUAGAGAAUCCGAAAGGAAAUUUUAGUUUAGAUCAUGCUAUGCUGAAACAACGAUUGCAUCUCUUUUUUAAUACAAUUAACGUUUCUGAAUCUUUACCUCCUGAAAUGAAUCAUUUGCAUGGAAAGACUUUGCAUUUAAGUUAACUUUUAUUUAAAAAAUAAAUUUUAUUUAUUAUUUAUUUAUCGAUAAUAUUAUUCCAAAUUAUGUGCUUUCAUUGUAAUGUAAUCUGGUAACUAUCUACAAAAUUACUUAUUUAUUUUACAAAAAAGUCAUUGUAAUUGAUAACUUUCUCCUGCAAACAAACAGUAUGUACUUCUAACCAUUUUGUAUAAUGAAAAGUUAAUAAAGGGCUAUAA